This is a messenger RNA of Nicotiana tabacum (common tobacco), 2036 nucleotides long. RefSeq lists its product as uncharacterized. Lineage: Eukaryota; Viridiplantae; Streptophyta; Magnoliopsida; Solanales; Solanaceae. The record is from RefSeq and is a predicted model, not a curated record.
AUUGACUCAAAAUACAAGAGUGCCCUAGAAAAUUUCAGAGCCUCUUUCUCUGUCUCUCGCCGUUUCCCCAAAUUUUCUUCUGCUAAUCAGCCGCUGCUCCUCUCAUCUAACCCUUGCUUUUGUUCCUCUCAGCUUUGAAUACUUUGUUACCGGAUGGAUAGGGUUUGCAUCUAUAUUGCUUACAAUGGAAAAUGGACUACAGAUAACAAGUAUUUGUAUCAUGAGAUCAAAUUAAUUCUUGUGAAUGAUGGAAUAACGUUUGAAGAUCUUGUCGAAAAGAUUUUUCAGGUCCUAAAACUGAAAAGGGGUGAGGUUCAACCAACUAUUUGGUUUGACACGAAUCUAGAAACAAGCAAAGGGAUGCUAGUGACAAACGACGAGGAAGUUACUACUUGCAUCUACUUGCUGAAAAAUGAUCCAAAUUUCAAGACUUCCCGUUUCAUUGUUGAUAUGGCGGAAAGGAACUCUUUGUCAGCAAGGUAUUCAAAAACCGAAGAAGUCAAUAUUGUACAACACGAGGAAAUGCAGAUUGACAGAGAUGAGGCAUUGAUACCGGUUGAGCCAAUAACGGAGUUUGAAUCUCUGGAAACAAAAGAAAAAUCUGUGGACACGGCACAAUCAACGCAUGGUAUGAAACUAAGAAAAAGGUCCCUACCCAGAAAAGUAAUAAAAAAAAGAAAAAGGUCGAGGAGUAAAAGAAAUGAUUGGCCAACAGUGGUUUUGGGAGGAAAUGCUUCAUUGGAUGAAAUAGCUGUGGGAUCGCUGUUUGAGAACAAAGAAAGUUUGAAGAAAUGUUUCACAAAUAGUGCAAUUCAAUACCACUUCAAAUUCAAGACCGUCAGAUCGACCAAAAAAAGGUAUUAUCUGAAGUGUUAUGAUGACAAUUGCAGUUGGUAUUUGCAUGCUUCACGGGUCCGUGAUUCUGCAUUAUUCAAGAUUUCGAAGUAUGUAGAAGACCAUAGUUGCUCUGCUGAUGUGCUUCAGCCUGACCAACAACGGCACGCAACAUCCAGGGUCAUAUCCGAUUAUAUCCGUGAGCUUCUACCUGAAUAUGAAACAGAGAUGACACCAAAUUUUGUGAAGGAAGAAAUGAGAAAGAGAUUUGGGCUGAACAUUAGUUACCACAAAGCAUGGCGAUCAAUACAAUUAGCUUUUGGUGUGACAAAAGGAAGUCCAGAACAGAACAAUGAAUUGCUUCCCUCUGAAUCCGAACAGAACAAUGAAUUGCUUGUAUCUGAACCAUACAAGGAAUUGCUUCCCUCUGAACCAGAACAGAACAAUGAGUUGCUUAUGCCUGAACCACAACAGAAGAAUGACUUGCUUCCGUCUGAACCGGAACAGAACAACGACUUGCUUAUGUCUGAACCAGAACGCAACAAUGAAUUGCUUCCGUCUGAACCAGAACAGAACAGUGAAUUGCUUAUGUCUGAACCAGAACAGAAAAUUGAGUUGCUUCCGUCUGAACUAGAACAGGAGAAUGACUUGCUGAUGUCUGAACCAGAACAGAACAAUGAAUUGCUUGUGUCUAUACCAGAACAGAACAAUGCAUUGCUUCCAUCUGAACUAGAACAGAACAAUGCAUUGCUUCCAUCUGAACCAGAACAGAACAAUGAAUUGCUUCCGUCUGAACCAUUACGGAACAAUGAAUUGAUUCCAUCUGAAGAAAGAAACCCAGGAAGGGAUGAUCAGGCCGUUUUAGCAUAGGCUAAGUGUAGAGCGCCAUGUAUUGUUCUCCAAACCUGGACAACUGAGAGAUGCUAUUGGUCUUCAUGCCAGGGACUCUAAAAAUUUAUAUCGUAGUUAUUCUGGCACGGUACUCUAGAUUUAACUGAUGUACAAAGGAAGUCUGGUCAGUUUCAGUUUCUUAGGUUUAUUAUGUUUCCUUCUUAAUAUUUGUAGUUUGACAGAAUAUGUUUCUGGCACAUGCUUUCUCCUUCCCUUGCUUUAGAUGUAGAUAUUAUUUUGGCGUUUUUUCUAUUUUUUUUCGAGACCAAUGUUAGUAGUAUUAUUUAUGCUAUGAUCUUUGUUGUCCUUAA